This is a messenger RNA of Megalops cyprinoides (Indo-Pacific tarpon), 2752 nucleotides long. RefSeq names its product EGF-containing fibulin-like extracellular matrix protein 1. The record is from RefSeq and is a predicted model, not a curated record. NCBI's taxonomy places the organism in Eukaryota, Metazoa, Chordata, Actinopteri, Elopiformes, Megalopidae. Gene Ontology annotation, molecular function: calcium ion binding. The transcript has 11 exons. Bases 133 to 1473 code for a protein of 446 amino acids.
GAGUUACUUCAUCGUCAGAUCGGAUAGCGAAAGCCAGGUCCAGCGCUGUGUGGAACAUCAAAGGGAUUGGCAUCUGAAAAACUGAAGCCGUUGUUUCUGAACAGAGAAAGGGUAUUUCGCAGACGCUUCACAAUGUACAGGAUCUGCUUGUAUUUGUGUGUGGCCAUAAAUUAUAUUGUGUCCCAAGAAACAGAAGAACCCAUCUCCUACACGUGCACAGAUGGAUACACAUUUGAUCCUGUCAGACAAGUGUGCAAAGACAUUAAUGAAUGCGUCCUUGUGUCAGACGCCUGCAAGGGGGGUAUGAAGUGCAUAAACCAUUUCGGUGGGUAUCUCUGCCUCCCCCAAAACGCACAGAUAAUUGUCACCAAUGGGGAAGAGUACACCCCAUCACCCGAGCCUGUCCCUGCUCCCCGACCCCCGCCUGUUCAACAGGUGAUCCAGAACCCCACCCGGACGCUCCGCUGUGCCCCGGGCUUCGCCCUGGAUGAGCAGAACUACUGUAGAGAUAUAGAUGAGUGUGCCACAGGUAGACACACCUGCAGAUCAGACCAGAUGUGUUACAACACCAGGGGCUCUUACAGUUGCCAGUGUCCACCUGGCUUCCGGAGGAAUGGGGACCAGUGUGUGGAUAGAGAUGAGUGCCUCCUGCCUAAUUAUUGCAUGCACCGGUGCGUCAACACUGUGGGCUCUUACUACUGCGAGUGCAACCCUGGGCAUCAGCUCGCCAGCAAUAAUCACUCUUGUAUAGAUGUGAACGAGUGUGAGGUCAGUAACCCCUGUCAGCACCAGUGUUACAACAUCAUGAGCUCCUUCAUUUGUCAAUGUGACCAGGGCUACGAGCUGGCACCUGACUCCAGGUCCUGCGUGGAUAUCGAUGAGUGCAGCUUCUCCAGCUACAUGUGCCAGUAUCAGUGUGUCAACAGCCCGGGUGGCUAUUCCUGCGUUUGUCCAGACGGGUACCAGCUCCAGGGAACAAGACUGUGUCAAGAUAUAAAUGAGUGUGAAAGAGGCCACAACUGCCGAGACGACGAGAGGUGCCAGAAUUACCACGGCGGAUUCCGCUGUUACCCCAGGAACCCCUGCCAGGAGCCCUAUGUGAGGACAGCGGAGAAUCGUUGCGUCUGUUCAUCAGCGACGAACAUGUGCCACGGGCAGCCUCUGACGAUCGUGUACAAGUACAUGAGCAUCUUGUCAGACCACUCUGUGCCAGCUGACAUCUUCCAGAUCCAGGCUACCAACAUCUACCCCAAUACGCAUAACACCUUCCAGAUCAAGGCAGGCAAUGAGGGGGGAGAGUUCUUCCUGAGGCGCUCCAGCAACGUCAGCGCCAUGCUGGUGGUCACCAAGCCCCUGUCCGGGCCCCGGGAGCACAUUGUGGACCUGGAGAUGGUCACACACAGCAGCAUCCGAAACUACCGCUCCAGCUCUUUGCUACGGCUCACCAUCAUCGUGGGGCCGUAUUCCUUCUAACGCCCGCGCCCGUCGAGUCCGGCACCUUUUACCACUGCUUCUCAUGUAAAAGAUAGCCCCCUACGCUACAGUUAUAGCCACUUAAAUGCAGCAAACGGCGAGAGAUUGUGAACAGCUUGCUUUCGGUUCAAGUACUCGAGGUUGAGCAUAACAGGUCAUUUCUUAUACUCCUCCUUUUUAGUACUAUUGCGCUUAACAGUUGAGAUAAGAGUACUGCUGCUGGCUGGCUGCUUCAGGAGCCACUGAUGUGGAAAGCCAACUGUCUGUGGCUGUUUACACUGAAUAAAUGACUUUUUUUCCAGGUUGAAUGAAACGUGCCUUACCCAAAAUCCCAACUGUAAAUACAGGACUAAUUACUUCUGACAAGUGUUUCCCCCUUUUAACCAUCAUCCCCUGUGUCUUAGUGGUCAGUAUAUCUGUCUCACCUUUGCUAUAAUUGGAUCUUUUGUAGCUUCCGUAAUACCUGCACACAAACUCAGGCUUAGGUGGCCUAGUUCUUGUGAGGUGCCACGUGACGUUUUGCGAAGUUUUACAUUUCAGCGUCUCUGUGUUGAAAAAGAUAGAAUUGAUCCGUUUCAUGGAAUUGAUUGUCUGAAGGCAGCCGUUGUAUUGUGAUUUCGGUGUGGUUUGUUUUAAGCUGGUUUGCAGUCACAUGUGAGGACGUGGGGUCCAGAGUGCGUGAGCACCCCCUGUAUGUGGAGAGAUUUAUGCAACUUGAAUGAUUCGUAGCCAGCCUCCAGUUUGUACUCAAUGAACUGCAGCUCUUAGAAUCAACAUGGAGUUCUGUCCAGGAGGGUUAAGUAAUACCUAGCUGUAGUGAUGUAUGGGCUGGGGAUUUCAGUACUUAGAGAGCACUAAUUACAUCAACAAAGACUGGGCGAGAUGGAGCCGUUUAUGUUGAAAUAUGAUGCUUCAUUUAUAAAUGCAUAUUACCUUAUUUACUUUUUGAAUACGCUUCAGUAACGAACCACCGUGGUUAAAAAGCAAUAACAGUUGGGAACAGAAAUGUUGGCAGCGUCAUAUAUUUUCAAAGCUUUGAGUCAUAUAGGCAAGGCAUUCAUGUUUAAAGCACUGGUAUGGCCGCAGGGGUGGUUUUUGACCAUGAUUCAAAGUUGCAAAAACUCUAUGUGUUUAAGAGACAAUUAUUACAUAUGGCGCCAAGAGGCAUUAAUAUACAGCACUGUUAGUUCCAGGGUUGUGUAAUCCUUCUUAAAUGUGUCAUCAUUCUGCAUUUUCCUCAUCAGCACUGCUUUGAAUUCCUUUUUUUAAGAGAUCUUAA